AUGGACAACCAGUCUGAAAUGGACACUUUUGUAACAUGGAUAAGACUAUUUCUGCUGACAUUUGUCUGGCUCCCUGUAGAGGUGGUGAAACUGCUUCUAGCGAGAUAUGUAUCGAAACGUUUGGAUAGAGCUUACACAAAAGCUAACGGCGUUAUAAUGAACGCGAUUGGAUGGGACGAGAAAGAUUAUGAAAGAACGACAUAUUGUCUUGGAUAUGUUAAACAAUGGUACCGUUCAAGAAUGUUAGACUUAUUGAAAGAAGCUCAGUAUGGGCAAAUGGCGCCAAAUUCUCAAGUUAUCUCCCUUGAUGACCGGAAGACGCACAAUAUACUCAACUUCCAAAAGGAGGGGAGACCACUUAUUUUAAACUUUGGCAGCUGUACUUGACCUCCGUUUGUCGCGAAACUUUCCAAGUUUACACAACUUGUCGAUGAGUUUAGCGACAAAGCAGACUUUCUUAUAAUAUAUAUAGAAGAAGCACAUGCAUCGGACGGUUGGAAAUUUAGAAAUAAUUAUGAUAUAGAUAUUCACCGGAGUAUAGAAGACCGUCUUUCUGCUGCAAGAAAACUUGAAAAACUAGACCCACAUUGCCGUGUUGUUGUUGAUAAGAUGGAUGAUAACGCAAAUAAAGCUUAUGGUGGAUUAUAUGAGAGGUUAUAUAUAGUUCUAAACGGGGUCAUAGUGUACGAAGGUGGAAGAGGACCAAUGUGGUAUAAGGUCGAAGAAAUUGAAGACUGGCUAAAUAAAUACGCCAACUCGUAAGUCACACAAUUCGAAGAUCAUUUUCUCUUUCCGUUUACCUACAAGCAGUACAUUUUAAGAGAAAAGACAUGUUUGGUAGUACUCCAAUGUCAAGAACUUUGGCAUAAAGCAACAUGUUUUUCUUUGCAUAAAUUGUUAACAGUGUGCGCGUCUACACUAUACACAAUAAAAAGUGACAUGUGCAUGAUUAUAUUAUACAAAGACAUAUUGGGAGACAGGGAUGUGGUAUACAGCAUUUUAUGACUAGAUCGGCUCAAAUUUAGAGGCGGAUUUAUGAAAUACGUUUGUAACUACAUUUCGGUUUCCUUAUAGGUACAAUUAUAUUUUCGUUUCACAUUCGAAAUUACUGUUUUUCAAUUUUUGUAUCAUAAUUCAUCAUUUUAAAGUAUGUUUCUGUUUUUAAAACAAGUAUUUACCUGAUUUUUGUCUUAUUAUAAAUGAAAGUUAUGUAACUGGCCUCAUACUUGACAGCCAUAUUAUUUUUAUAUUAUCCGUUGUGUUUAAAACCUCGCUUUUUUAGGCGUAGAUUCCACCUUGAAAAGAAUUCAUCACUUGGCUUAUGGUAGGUUUAUGCGUCUAUCCAAAGAUCAGGCCGUGCCACGAAAAAUACCCGGAGUGAAAGAUGGGGCCUUCCUCCGCCACCAAAAGCUAGGCAGUCGCGAAAUAUAACAUGUAAUUAUGUCGAUGUGACGUUAAACCAAACUAAACAUGAAUAAACAAACAACUAAUUUAAUGCCGAUCACAUCCUAUAUGUUCAAGUAAAAAAUGACAGCAGCGUCUUUUCUGAUUUGACUUCAUCGUUUAUUGAAAAUUUAUCAGUCAUUCUGUAGCAAUAAGAAAGUUCGUACGACCUUUUAAACUUUUAAAAUUCACUUGAUUAGUUUAGAAUUUUCGUGAAUAGAGAUCUUGAAAUAGUAUUUUCCAUUAUACAUUUCUAUCAUUUCUGAAACAAAAUUAUUUUAAGUUUAAGCUAUGUAUGCUGUUGUUCG
Mercenaria mercenaria is the source of this 1751-nucleotide messenger RNA. Its product is annotated as type I iodothyronine deiodinase-like. Gene Ontology annotation, molecular function: thyroxine 5'-deiodinase activity. NCBI's taxonomy places the organism in Eukaryota, Metazoa, Mollusca, Bivalvia, Venerida, Veneridae. The transcript has 2 exons. The record is from RefSeq and is a predicted model, not a curated record.